AACUGUGGCGGCUGAAACUGAGCGAGGAGACGUGGUGGCCGAGUGUUUUCCUCAACAAAUCGUCAGAUCGCGCUUUAUCUUCCUAAUCUUGUUGCGAUCGUACACUUGAGGGAACAUGGGAGCGGCAGACAAACCUGAGCAUUGAUUGCUUAUCGUUUUUUGGCUGUUCCAGCCCAACAUUGCUCGGUGUCAGGCUGGCCUGUUUUGCUGUUUAGCAAGCCUUGCAUGCAUUGUUCACUGUGCUCUCCUACCCGGAAGUGCAUCUGUUGCUUGCGCACCUUGAUGGAAGUUUUGACUUGUCUCUGAGAGCGAGGUUGACACCACCGCAUCACCAACAUGUUGCAGCAGAUCCUCAAGGAUAUGUACAUCGACCCGGACAUCCUGGCCGAGCUCUCAGAUGAGCAGCGCGAAAUCCUCUUUUGCAAGAUGCGGGAGGAGCAGGUCCGGCGGUGGAAGAUCAACGAGGCGGAGUACGAGAAGAAGAUGAAGAAGGCCAAGCAGAAGAAGAAGAAGAAAGGGGGUAAAACAGUCAAUUGGCUGCUUGGCGCCGACAGCAAAGAGUGGGUCUGGGUGAUGGGGGACCACCCCAGCGACAUGAAGAUUGAGGACAUCCUGGAGAAGGAACGGCUGGAGAGGGCCAAUCAGAUCGCACGGGAGGAGGUGGAGGCUGCGAGACAAAAAGAAGAAGAAGAACUAAGACGAAAGGAAGAAGAAGAACGUAUCCUGAGGGAAGAAGAGGAGCGACUCGCCAGGGAGAAAGAAGAGAUUGAAAGGAAGGCCCGGGAAGAGGAGGAACGCCUCCGGAAGGAAGAGGCAGCGGCGAGGGAGCUAAAAGAGCGGCUGGCCAGAGAGCAGGCCGAGGAGGAGAAGCGGCGGCGGGAGGCCGAGGAGGCAGAGCAGCGGCUGCAGGAGAUGAAGGCGAAGUGGCAGAAAGCAGCAGCAGAGGAGCGAGAGCGGCUGGCCCGGGAGCAAGAGGCACGGCGACAGGAGGAGGAAAAGAGACAAGCGGAGGAGGCCAAGCGGCAGGCAGAGCUAGAGAGGAAGAGGGCAGAGCAGGAGAAGCUGAGGGCGUCCGUGGAGGAGGCCAAACGGAAAAGGCAGCAAUUGGAGCGAGAGAAAGAGGAGAAAGACCGACAGGCGAGAGAGCUUCGAGAGAAGGCCGAGAAACUCAGACUACAGGCAGAGAAGGAAAGAAGGGAACAUGAAGAGAGGGAGAAACAGUCCAAGAAGGUGUUGGAGCACAGGGUAGAAGAGCUGUAUGUGAACAUGAAGAAGACUGAUGAGGACAAGAAUAAGCUGGCAGAGAAGGACCGGGCCAACAUCGAAGACGUCUGGAAAGUUCAGUUGCGAAGGUCAAAGCGUGCCGACAGCGAGCGAAGCCAGAGAGCUCGCUGGGCCCGUGAGGAGAUCCGGCGCUCCCGACUUAGCGGGAACUUUGAGAACCUCACCUUGGACGAGAUCUAUAAGCACGGCCUGGCCCCAGAGGAGAAGCCCAUCAUAAGGCCAGCCAGUGGAAUGCCCCGGCCCUCUCAGCCCGUUAACAGAGAGGAUGUCAUCUCCUGGUACCGCGACAACCAGCGCCGAAAGCAGGCCGGAAUCAGCGUGGACAUCAACGGCAGCAGGCCUGCCAAAUGGUUCCAUGGCAUCAUCCCACGCGAGCGUGCCAACCAGCUCCUGGAGGAGAAGAAGCCCGGCACCUUCCUGGUCCGCGUCAGUGAGAAGGUCUGGGGCUACGUCCUGUCCUACCGCUGCCAGGAGCGGGUCAAGCACUUCCUGAUUGACGCCUCCGGGGAGACCUACCAGUUCUUUGGAGCGGACCCCUCCCAGCAGCACUCCGUCCACAACAGGCUGGGUGACCUCAUCACCUAUCAUAAGGUCAUACCGAUCUCAGAACUUGGCAAGGAGAUACUGAAGGAACCAUGCGGACAGGAGGGUAUGGUACCAGACUUCUUUGAUCUCAUUGAAGACAUUGAACCAAGCAACGUCAAAGGAGAGUCAACGUCAUUAUAGGAUUGAGUACCUCAAAAGCCUUCCUCUUAAAAGGAUGUCAGUUUCUUUUCUUUUUUUUCAUUUGAUACAUAUGUGCUAUGUAACUGACUUUUCGGUCCUGUGAUGACGGCGUUAGAGUCCACCGGUAUAUUCAGCGAUGGGUUUUGCCCUUACUCGUAUAUAUAUUCAUGUUGUCUGGGGCCGCAAAAUUUAGGUCUGGACCCGGCCUUGGCAAAGAAAUUCAGAAGCCACUCGGCUUGGACUGGAACCCAUGACCACCUUCUUUACACUAGUGUAGAGUCUUCCACAUUUGGGUUUGCACCUAGACCAGGGAAUCCUUUUGCCCUGAGUGUUCCUUAGCAAGAUAUGCUGCUUCAGUUACAUACACCUUCCAGAAGCAAAGUGCCUAGGGGGGUCUAUAACGAUUAAGGGCAAAAGACAUUUACAGCAAAUCAACAAGUUCGCUCCAUUGUGAACAUGUUUUGCGUUUUUGUUCAGCGAUAUUACAUCGCUAAUCUGAAGCGUUUUGAACAAUUUGAUCCAAAGCUUCUCUUUUAUAUCAGCAAAUUUCUUCCUAUUAAGCCUUUUCCUUUCUUUUCACUUCAGUAGCUUAUUUUUUGACAUCUUAAGUUUUGUACAAAACAUUGCAUACAAGUAUUUAUAUUUUAUAAGAGACAUAUCCUAAGAUGCACAUGUACACUUGCCUUUGCUGAGGGCAGCAUAAAACAGCGUGCUGAACUUCAUCAGGUUGAGCCUUAAGAAACCUUUCGUUAAAGUUGUCAGUUUUUAGUAGCAACUCAGAAUACGCAUGAUGUGCAGCGUACCUCCUUGCACAAUGGACGAUUUGUCUGUGUAUAUCUAAUCAGCACAAAAUGGCUAAAUCUUUGUAUAUAAAAAGUGAAGAGAAAGUUAGAUAACCUUUAAAUAACAGUAUAUAUGCAGAACACACUGAACAAAUGAGAAUGUAACUUGAGACACGACUAUGCACUUGUCACAGUAUACUGGUGUUUUCAUAUAUGUACAUUGAACAAUUAGGUUUGCUACAGUACUAUGGAAUCACGUACUAAGGUCAAUUUAAUCAAUAGCAGGUGAGGAACUUGUGAGUUGGAAUCUGAUUAGCUAGAUUUAGAAACAGAUUUCUCUAGAAGCACUUCUUUUGUUCCCUUAUCACUUUAGAUUUCUUCAAAGAAGAAAGUGUGUAUGUGUUUCGAAGGAAUUUUCAUGUUUAAUGUGAAAUCACAGUGUCAAAAAAGUGUGGCGAUUAAUUGUGGAUUUCGAACUGAAAAAAAGGGUUUUGGUUUGCAAAAUGAAAUUGAUUGAAGUAUCAACAUCAGACUCAUGAGAAAGUGAGCCAAUGCUUCAGUUUGAUUUGUUGAACCAAACGUUAAUAGAAGUUACUCCCACAAAAUUCCCUUUGCCAGGUUUUUUGUUUUUGGUUUUUUGUUCUUUUUUUGUCCAACAAUCAGUGGAUAAAGCUGAAUAGCCCACCGAGUUUAUAAACAAAAUAUUUAUAUAAAUGUCAUUUCAAGAAUCACAAAAUCUUAUAAAUUAAUAUUGUUUGUUUGUCCUGUUGGUUUACAGAUAGAAUUAUUGAACAUACAUUUACAAAUAAAAAGAAUGAAAUGAUUUGACUUGUCUUGAGUAUGGUCAGAGAAAAAAACAUUUUUAUGAGAAAUUUCAGAUUCCAAUUUGUCUGUGAAAACAAAAAUGCCAGUAUGAGAUGGUGGAUUAGAGCUGUUUAUCAUGCUCCAAAGGACAUUGUCAGUAUUUGUACACAUUCAGUAUGUAGAACCAGGUAAAUGCUGUCUGAGAUAAUCUGUGAUUGUCUGUGAUGCGUUUAUUUCAUUCGCUCGCUUCUUUGCCAAUGGAAGGAAUUUGUGUGAAGUCAUAUUGAUUGCCACUAAACACUGCUUUAACUUCAGGUCGCAAGAUCCAGUUUUAUGCAGAACCCCUUAACAUUUUUGGAUCAUUUAUGAUAGCCUGUGCCAGCAAACAGCCGUAAUUAAUUCGCCGUGUGAAAUGAAAUUUGAAGUGAAAGUUAAAUUAAGAUUCAUUGCAAAAGUACUUGUUGCAUGUCAUUUAGGAGGGACUGUGUGUAAUCUUAGCUAUUGCAAAGGGUAGUUUUCCUCAGCCAAUGUUUCUCUGUGAAACCUGGUGUUUUAUGAAAGAACAAAGAAGACCCUAUUUAUGCAAUUUGAACAGGAAUUUUCAGCCAUUGUCAUGGCCAUCAUAAACAGAGGUGCCUUUUGUGGUAAAAAUUGUUUUGCCAGUUUGUUAUAUUAGAGAUGCAGUACUAUAUAUUACUAAAAUGAAACCAUUGAAUAAAUAGUAUUUGGUAUGAUAACAAUAUUUGUGAAUAAUGUAAUUUUUUAUCUAUUGAUCGAGGGUUGAGGUCCAGUUCAAAGGAAUCUCCACAACAAAUAAAAGUAAGUUCCAGGUUUUUUGUUCAUACUUUUUAGAUUAGAAGUGUUCAAUAUUAGAAAGUUUCUUGAGUUCAAAUAUCUCCUCUUUGAUUUUAGUGAUACGAGAGGUCCUUCAGACUUUGCCAAGUACCUUGUUGUAAACACAGGAACAUUGAAUUAUCCGGAGUGAAAACAACAAAGAACAAAGGAUUGGGAACUAAACAUUUCCUUCUUGUAAGCAGAA
Messenger RNA from Acanthaster planci (crown-of-thorns starfish), 4635 nucleotides. RefSeq names its product SH2 domain containing 4B (gene sh2d4b). NCBI's taxonomy places the organism in Eukaryota, Metazoa, Echinodermata, Asteroidea, Valvatida, Acanthasteridae. The record is from RefSeq and is a predicted model, not a curated record. Gene Ontology annotation, cellular component: cytoplasm.